This is a messenger RNA of Theobroma umbraticum, 1142 nucleotides long. The record is from RefSeq and is a predicted model, not a curated record. Lineage: Eukaryota; Viridiplantae; Streptophyta; Magnoliopsida; Malvales; Malvaceae.
ACAAGAAUUCAAGGGUCUACUGAUCCGGUUGGAAAGGCUAAAAGGUUUACGGGCAAAUGGAAUUGUGAACUGGUCGGCUACGGUCCUCGGCUUGUAUAAAAUGGAUGAUAAAAGUGUUCCACUAGAUAAGCUUAAUCAACAUUAGGCCAAAAACAAAAGGCUAUAUUCAAUUGAAGCCUUCGAUAAAAAAACCGAGUACUAAAGGGAUCAAAAAGAUCCAGAGCAACUGAGGUCCAAAUAUAAUUAUACCAAUGGAAAUCACGCUAAGACCCUAUGAACUAUCAGAUAUCGAUGACUUCAUGGAAUGGUCGUGUGACGAUGAAGUGAUCAGUCGAACAAGAUUGAGGCACUUCAGUUCAAGAGAAGAUGCAUUGAGCUACUUAAAGGAAGUAGUCAUUCCCCGCCCAUGGUGCCGUGCUAUUUGUUUGGAGGGCAAGCCAAUUGGGUUCAUAGCAUUCAAGCCAUGUUCUGCCAAUGAAAAAUGCAAAGGGUCAAUCAGCUAUGCUUUGGGCUCAAAAUACUGGGGCAAAGGUAUUGUCACAAAAGCUGUGAAAAUGGUUGUUCCAAUUGUGGUUAAGGAGUUUCCAUAUGUGGAGAGAGUGCAAGGUCUUGUCGACGUGGAUAACAAGGCUUCACAGAGGGUAUUGGAAAAGGCAGGGUUCCAAAAGGAAGGUACCCUUAGGAAGUAUCUCAUUCUCAAUGGAAAGACUACUGAUGUUUAUGUAUUUAGCCUAUUGGUCACAAAUGCAAAACCCCCUUGCCCCAAUGCUUGGAGGCUAAGAAAAAAGCAAGCCAAUUUCACCUUAGAUAAACAAUUGUCUGGAUUUGCCAGCACUGAUAUUAAGGUUCCCAAAGGCCAGCUAAAGGACACCAUAUCAGUCGAUACACAGCAGGAAAAUUGGCAAAGCUGUCACUUGUUUACGUCCAAUCCCUUAAAGUCCAACUCUCCCAUCGUGAAAAAAUAUCUCUCCAAUACGAUUCAUCUCUUUUCCAUCCAAAUUCAACUUGCCAAAGGCGACAAAUCUUUGCAGAAAAUAGACUCUUUCAUUGACUUGUGUCAUAUCUCAAUUCCUGCAAAGGCGAUGAGGAAUGAGCACUUGGAAAUUCUGGGAUUUGAGGGACGUGUUAAAAGUUUGAACUAG